Molecule: messenger RNA, 230 nt
Organism: Trichomonas vaginalis G3
Lineage: Eukaryota; Parabasalia; Trichomonadida; Trichomonadidae
Exons: 1
Source: RefSeq, a predicted model, not a curated record
AUGACUCAGACAAGCCCUACGGACAAGACCCAAGGGGUCAUAGAUGUUGAAGCAUUGAAGAAAGAAAUUCGUGAGCAAAUUUUAUCCGAACUGAAGGAACAAAAACAAGAACAAAAGCCAGAGAGACCAAAGAGAAAACUUAGUGAAAAACAACUUGCUGCAUUAGCUGCUGGAAGACAAAAGAACCCAAGACUACUGGCGAAGAAAGCUAGAGAAGAAGCUGAAGCAAA